This is a messenger RNA of Saprolegnia diclina VS20, 778 nucleotides long. RefSeq lists its product as hypothetical. The record is from RefSeq and is a predicted model, not a curated record. Lineage: Eukaryota; Oomycota; Saprolegniomycetes; Saprolegniales; Saprolegniaceae. The coding region runs from base 10 to 729 and encodes 239 amino acids. The transcript has 3 exons.
GCAAUCUUCAUGCGUGUGGUCUGCGUUCUGCUCGCGCUGCUUCUGGCGCUUGUCGCCGCCGUUGAAAAAAUGCCGGGUGAGUACGAGCCCAUCAACGGACCGACGCCCCUCAUCAUAACGAUGGGCGACUCGAUCACGGAGCUUGGCGCCAACCCGAGCUUGAUGGGGUACCAAGUUAUGCUCACCAACACGUACCAGCGCAAGGCCGACGUGGUGAACCGGGGCAUGUCGGGUCGCACGACGCGGUGGUGGUUGAGCCAGCUGCCGCGAGUGCUGAAGGAUUGGGAGCACAAGCACCCGUCGCUCAUCUCGAUCUACCUCGGCGUUAAUGACGCCUCGCUCAUCAACGGCGUGGACGCAGCACUGCACGUGCCGCUUGACGAGUUUACGACAAACCUCCGUUUGAUGCUUGCGUCCUUCAACGAGGCGUUUCCCAACUGCAAGAUUCUUCUCCUCACGGCCAGCGCUGUCGACGAGAGAACGGGGUGGAGCGCCGGUCGAUCGAAUGCCGAAGCUUCCAGAUACGCAAAUGCGACGAUCCGACUGGCACGUACCUUGCGACUGCCAGUCAUCGAUCUCUUUACGCCGACCUUCAACGACCUUUCUCUGUUCUACGACGGACUGCACCUCAACAGCCGCGGCUACGUCUUGCUGCACGGCCUUUUCAUCACUACCGUGCGCUCGUAUUAUCCCGACUUGGCACCUGAGAACAUGGGCUGGGCCUUCUGAGCGCCAUUACUCGAUGAAUACUACUCACUAUGCGAGUACUUUCGUUCGU